AUGGGCACUACAUUCAGCAUCAAUCCUACACUUCGCGAUUUUUCAGCGUGGCUCUCAUCUUUAGCAAAUGCGGCAAGUAGAGUAGCUACACCUUCUUUUUUAGAUAAACCACUAAAAAAGGAAGGACGAGUGCACAUACAUCAGACAGCUGAAAUAACAACCACGGCAGUUAGGUGUUACAUUUGUGGCGGCGGACAUAAAAUAAUGGAAUGUGAAAUAUUCACGAACGAGCCUACCAAUCAACGCUGGCGCAUUGUCAAGGAAAAGAAGCUGUGCCGACAAUGCUUAGGCGAGCAUAGGCGUCGCUGUUUCAGUAAUAAAGUGUGUGGCAUUGAUGGCUGCAAUGCACGACACCACCCCAUGCUGCAUUCUCGGAUAGACCAAUCUACGUCAGCAAUAUCUUCUACAGCUAACAAUGUUUCAUCGGAUAUAGUAGAACAGAUAAGUUUAAGUCCAUACUCAAACAAAGCGUUACUCAACAACCAUAAUUUAUCAGUGAAUAAAAAAAACUGGUCAUAUUGCCGAACUCUUCCAGUAACUUUAUAUGGCACCAAAAGGACUAUUAACACAUAUGCAUUGAUGGACGAUGGGUCAACACUAACGCUUAUUGAAGCAAGUCUAGCCGAUGAAUUGGGAAACGAUGGUAUCCAGGAUGCGCUAUGCAUUAAUUGGACAGGUAAUAUCAGUCGACAGGAGAAUAACUCAAAAAGGCUCAACUUACAAAUUUCUGCCAAUGCUCCUCAAGCUAAAAAAUUCCCAUUGAAAAAUGUCCGCACAGUAAGCAACUUACGCAUGUCAGCAGAAUCUUUUGCAGCUGAUAAAAUAAAACAAGGGUAUCCGCAUUUAGAUGGCUUGCCUCUAGCAAGUUAUACAAAUGCUGUCCCCAUGCUGAUUAUCGGCGUAAAUAAUCCAAACUUAAUUUCAGCACUUAAGGUGAGGGAGGGUGGCUGGCAAGAACCCGUGGCGGUGAAAACACGUCUUGGUUGGACAGUUUUUGGUGGUGGUGAAUUAAACCACCGUAACAACUUAAACCUACACAAAUGUAGCUGUGGACAAGAAGCUGAUAGAGAGCUUCAUGAGUUAGUAAAGACAUUUAUAGUAAACGAGAAUGUCGCGGUGGCUACCCCAAAAGCAGAAUUACUUUCAGUUGAGGAUCAGCGAGCAGAGGAAAUAAUGCGCAAGUGCCAGUUACGCGGAAACCGCUACGUUGUCAAUUUGCCAUGGAACACCGAUAUGGUCGACUUGCCAAAUAGCUUGCCGAUGGCAUUACGUCGAGCGGAGUGCUUACGUCGAAAAAUGCAUGGGGACCCUGAAUUGUGUCAAAAGCUAAAGGAACAAAUCACUACUUUAGUCAGCAAGGGCUACGCAACUGAGUUGCCACCAGAAGCAAUUAACGAGCGAGGUGGGAAGAUUUGGUAUUUACCAAUUUUUAUUGUGCGCAAUCUACUUAAACCGAAAAAGCAUAGAUUAGUUUGGGAUGCUGCAGCCAAAGCUGAAGGAGUGUCACUAAACGAUUUUUUGCUGAAGGGGCCGGAUAUGCUGCGACCACUUAUAAACAUAUUAUUAAAUUUUCGUAUAGGAAGAAUAGCUGUCUGUGGUGACAUUGCUGAAAUGUUUCAUCGAAUUCUAGUACAAGAAGCAGAUACUGAUGCUCAGAGAUUUCUAUGGUUCAGCGAGACAUUUAAAAAUAUUUGCGUUUAUAAAUUAAAUGUAGUUAGCUUUGGUGCGCGAUGUUCACCAUAUAUAGCGCAUUUUAUUCGAAACCUGAACGCAGAAAGAUUUAUAGCUGAAAAUCCUAGAGCAGUGUACGCUAUUAAAAACAAUCAUUACGUGGAUGACUUUAUAGAUUCAACAAAUUCCAUUAAACAAGCAAUAGCAUUAGCCGAAGCAGUUCGCAACAUACAUGAACAAGGUGGUUUCCAUAUGAGAAGCUGGACAAGUAAUGCACCAGAAGUUUUAGCUGCGUUAAACGAAAAUGGUGAACAGACGGGUAAGUCGUUUAAUAAUAAUAUCGACACACUUCCGAUUGAAAAAAUUCUCGGCAUGUAUUGGGACCCGAAGUCAGAUUGCUUUAAAUAUGUUUUAAAAUUCGUUCGUUUACGUCGUAAUGUUUUUGCAGAUGAAAUUGUACCCACUAAAAGAGAAGUACUUCAAAUUUUAAUGUCCAUUUUUGAUCCAUUGGGACUGGCAGCUUGCCUCACAUCAUAUUUAAAAAUACUUAUUCAGGAUAUUUGGAGAAGCGGAAUCGACUGGGAUCAACCACUGGUACCCGAUCUUAUGGGCAAGUGGUUAGCUUGGGUUGCCUGCAUGCCUAUUUUUGUUAAUAUUUCUGUACCCCGUUGUUAUUCACCAUACAUAACAGAAAGUUCAUGUGAUGUACAAAUUCAUACAUUCGUAGAUGCGAGUGAGUUUGCUUAUGCAGCUGUAUCAUACUUCCGCAUUAAAGAUAAAUAUGGAGUAAGUACGAGGAUCGUAGCAGCAAAAACCAAAGUCGCUCCAAUGCGACCGAUGUCUAUUCCAAAAAUGAAGCUACAAGCUGCUGUAAUUGGCACAUGGCUUAUGAAUACAAUAUGUAAAGUACACACAUUUGAUAUUAAAAAGCGUUUCAUUUGGAGCGACCGCAAAGCACUGAAAAGGUGGGGUGUUAUAAUAACUUGUUUGACUAUCAGAGCCGUUCACAUCGAGAUCGCCCAUAGUCUUAGUACUGACUCAUGCCUAAUGUGUUUAAGAAAUUUUAUUGCCAGACGAGGAGAACCUAUCACCAUCUACAGCGAUAAUGCAACGAAUUUUCACGGUGUCGAGAACGUUUUAAGAAAGGAGUUAAAGAACAUUGAUUCCUCGGUUAUGCAACACAAGCUAGCUCAUCAAGGAAUAGACUGGAAAUUUAAUCCACCGGCAGCACCACAUAUGGGAGGAGCGUGGGAGCGACUGAUUAGAACAAUUAAGACAGUGCUGUAUCAAAUUUCGCCAUCUCAACGUUUUACGGAUGAAAGUUUACGUACUGCAUUACUUGAAGUUGAAAUGAUCAUCAACUCGCGUCCUUUAACCUACGUGUCACUCGAUAGUGAAGAUGAGGAUCCAAUAACUCCAAACCAUUUCUUGUUGGGGAGCGCUAAUGGUUUGAAACCAUUUUGUGAUGCUAAGAGAAUCGAUCCAAAGAUGUGCCUGCUACAAUCUGAAAUGUUUGCAAAUCAAUUUUGGCGACGAUGGGUGCGUGAGAUACUUUCGACAUUAACGCGUCGCGGCAAAUGGUGCAUGCAAUAUGAACCGCCCUAA
Teleopsis dalmanni is the source of this 3276-nucleotide messenger RNA. RefSeq lists its product as uncharacterized. Gene Ontology annotation, molecular function: nucleic acid binding. Gene Ontology annotation, biological process: DNA integration. The coding region runs from base 1 to 3276 and encodes 1091 amino acids. The record is from RefSeq and is a predicted model, not a curated record. Lineage: Eukaryota; Metazoa; Arthropoda; Insecta; Diptera; Diopsidae. The transcript has a single exon.